Populus trichocarpa (black cottonwood) is the source of this 2353-nucleotide messenger RNA. RefSeq lists its product as uncharacterized. NCBI's taxonomy places the organism in Eukaryota, Viridiplantae, Streptophyta, Magnoliopsida, Malpighiales, Salicaceae. The transcript has 2 exons. Bases 189 to 2141 code for a protein of 650 amino acids. The record is from RefSeq and is a predicted model, not a curated record.
AAAAAAAUGGUCCUUUUGUAUGUUGUUUUUAAUUUUCUCAAGUUCGUUUUGAUCAAAUUGUUUGUAACUAUGCUGAUUUAUUUUUGAAAAAUGUGUUUGCUAGGGACGUGUCGUCAAAGAUUGAUUUAGCCCAAUUUCUGUCUCAAGAUAUUGUAGAACUAUGGAAUGAAUGGCAGAUUCGGUCAUUAAUGUUACUCAGUCUCCUUCUGCAAAUCUUGCUCACCAUUUUUGGAGAACGACGGAAGUAUACUAGUGGACGUUUGCUUGGGACUUUUCUUUGGGUAGCAUACCUGUCUGCAGAUUGGGUGGCAACUUUUUCGUUGGGUAUCCUUGCUCGCAGCGAAGCCGACUCCGCAAAUCCGAAAUUAAUUCCUGUAUUUUGGGCUCCAAUCCUUCUUGUUCACCUUGGUGGCCCUGGAACUAUUCCUGUUUAUUCAAUGGAUCAAGCCAGCAAAUUAUUGAUAGGUCGCCUUCUUCAGCUAGUAACCCGAGUUGGUGUGGCUUGUUAUGUCUUGUUCAGGUUAUGGAACAACAAUGUCAUCACGUCGGUAUUCAUUCCCAUCUUUGUUUCAGGAAUCAUCAAAUAUGGUGAAAGGAUUUCGGUUUUGACGAGACUCCACGUAUACAAUAAUGUGUCGCCACGACCUUGUGCGGAAGUACAUCGCAUCAAGAUUAAAGAUAUAUUACCCUGCUACAAGAAUACAAGAAGUAAUGUCAUAUAUCUCCAUGAAGCUCAUAUUUUAUAUAAAACGUUCCAGAUACUGUCCAAGAAUUUUGAUCUCGUCAGAUCGGAUCAAAAAUUCACCUAUGAUUUGGUUUCUAAAAAGGAAGCGGAGGAAGCCUUCCACUUGACAGAAGUUGAGCUGGGAUUAAAGUAUGAUCGGUUUUAUUCUAAGGUGACAAGGAUUUCCAGGUCUCGCGUCAUUCUCCGCUCUACCACCUUCUUAUCAUCUAUUUCUGCAUUAGUUUCCUUCUCAAUAAUGACAAAGAGCAAUGGUGUCUAUUCGAAAAAUGAUAAGAUUAUAUCUUACGUGUUGCUGAGUGGAGUUGUGUGCCUUGAAACUUAUUCCAUCAUUAUGCAACUCUUUUCCGACUGGACUAUGAUUUGGCUUACCAGUACUAGUGAAAGAGCUGGUGGUAUUCCCCGUGGAAUCAAUUGUCUUUCUCUGUUACUAACAUUUUGGAGGAAGCGCAAAAGAUGGUGGUCAGGAUCUAUGGGACAACACAACCUAAUAAGUGCUCAAUCAAACAAACCAGUGAACAAGCUUCUUAAGAAGUACUUUCCAUGGAUCAUAGGGAACAUUGAUAGCCGGAAAAAAGUGGGCAAGGAUUUAAAAGAAUUGAUCUUCAAACAAGUCAAGGAUAAACGUUCAAGGUACGAUCCCGAUACCAUUGAUUUCCUUACCCUCCUUAAGCUAUUGGAAGAGAGAGGUAACAAUGCGCUUCAAAGAUAUGAUUGUUUCGAUAAACUGGGAUGGAGCGUGACUCAUGUAGAAUUCAGUCAAAGCCUCCUCAUUUGGCACGUUGCUACUCUUGUUUGUUACAUUGACGAUUCUCAGAAUAAUAGUUUUGCCAAGGAACGAAAUUGCGUAAUGAGCAGCAGAUCAUUAUCCGAUUACAUGUUGUAUCUCCUGGUUUAUCGUCCAACUAUGUUAGCGAUAAAGCUCAGCGGAACAGGGUAUGCAGAAACUACCACUCAUUUGGGUCGUCUCCUUCGCAGGAAUACCUUAGAUGAAUUGCAUGCGUUAUUUCUCAAAGAAUUGCUUCCAGAUCCGCCUGCCAUGUUAAAUAAAAUUAAACUUACUGACGCAGGAGGAAUGUCAGCCCUGCUAGAUGGUUGCGUGCUUGCUAUGUCAUUGCAGACACUGGAUGGUUGUCCAAAUGAAAAGAAAUGGGAAAUGAUAAGUGAAGUGUGGGUGGAAAUGCUGAUGUAUGCUGCAAGUCAUUGUGGAUGGAAGCAGCAUGCUGAUGCACUUGCUCGAGGUGGGGAGCUACUCACUCAUGUGUGUCUUCUCAUGUCACAUCUCGGUUUAAGCAAGCCAUGUCGACCUGAAGUAAGUAAACAAUAUUUAGCUGACCAGUCUAAAAGGCUUGAUGAUCUGUCUGAACGUCAAUGGGUCUAUGAGAUUCCUCUUGCUUAGCUAGUUUAGUCCUCUUGGGGUUUAGCUUUAUUUUGUUGUUUUGAUGUAUUGUAACUUUUCCUCAUUUCCGCUGCUUGGUCAUUAAAAACAUUGCUUGUUCUUAGUCUUUUAGACCUUUCGUUGUCUUGUUUUCUUGGUGUUGUCUUGUUUUCUUGGCAUCUUUUAUUAAUAACACAGGAAAAAUAAACAAAUCGUCAAACACUAUUUUUACU